Molecule: messenger RNA, 816 nt
Organism: Notolabrus celidotus (New Zealand spotty)
Lineage: Eukaryota; Metazoa; Chordata; Actinopteri; Labriformes; Labridae
Product: histidine-rich glycoprotein-like
Exons: 2
Coding region: 1-816 (271 amino acids)
Source: RefSeq, a predicted model, not a curated record
AUGAUAAUCUUAAACUUGUUCAAGCUCGUUCAGGAGUACUUGAACACAUCUGAGCGCUUCAGGAAACACACAGACCGCAUCACAUCACACCGCAUCGCUUCACACCGCAUCACAUCACACCGCACCGCUUUACACCACACCACACCGCAUCGCAUUGCACCGCAUCGCAUCGCUUCACACCGCAUCACAUCACACCGCUUGCAUUGCUUCACACCGCAUCGCUUCACACCGCACCACACCGCAUUACAUCGGACUGCAUCGCACCGCUUUACACCACACCACACCGCAUCGCAUCGCAUCGCACCGCAUCUCGUCGCACUGCACCGCAUCGCAUCGCACCGCAUCGCACCGCAUCGCACCGCAUCCCAUCGCUUCACACCGCUUGCAUUGCUUCACACCGCAUCGCUUGACACCGCACCACACCGCAUUACAUCGGACUGCAUCGCACCGCUUUACACCACACCACACCGCAUCGCAUCGCACUACAUCGCAUCGCACCGCAUCUCGUCGCACUGCACCGCAUCGCACCGCAUCGCUUCACACCGCAUCACAUCACACCGCUUGCAUUGCUUCACACCGCAUCGCUUGACACCGCACCACACCGCAUUACAUCGGACUGCAUCGCACCGCUUUACACCACACCACACCGCAUCGCACCGCACCGCACCGCAACGCAUCGCACCGCAUCUCGUCGCACUGCACCGCAUCGCACCGCAUCGCACCGUAUCGCACCGCAUCGCACCACACCGCAUCGCACUGCACCGCAUCGCACUGCAUCGCACUGCACCGCAUCGCACUGCAUCGCGUCGCACCUGA